AUGGUCUCCAACGGCCAGAUAAUGGAUAACCAGAGACAACAACAAUAUAUUCCUGGGCCUCCCCCUCCCCCGGGACAAGGCACUCUAGGCCAUCUUCCACCGCCUCCUCCGCGACCGUAUCUUCAAUCAAAUCUUCCUCCCCCUCCACCGGGACCACAUCCCUCCGCCCUACCCCUUGGGACAGUUUUCGGGCUGCCAGGCGCAGGAUGGCAGCAGCCAUGGGGAAGAUCAGGCUUGGGCCAGAAUAUACCACCUCCUCCGCCAACAAAUCAUACCCAGGGACAGGGACAACACCUAUCCUACGGUAUGCGACAGCUGAAUAUUCCGCCGCCGCCUCCGCAGAAUGACAAGCCCAUCCUGUCCGCCACAUUUAUUCCCACUGGGGAUUCGUUUGGGCCCGGCGUCGGCAUUCCACCCCUCGACGAUUACUCCUCAUACUCGCGAUACGAUGCCCAAUUCACUUCCGAGCCUUCAUUGUCUCACUCAGAUCAGAAAUAUUCUGACACUUCCACUAAUUCACAUAGCUACUCAUAUCCCAAUCCGAUACAUCCGAAUCCGGAUAUUGCCAAUAGAGAAAAUCGGGCAGCCUCCGCUUCUUCAAAUAGGGCCGCCUUCACUUUACCCCUUCGCGAGAUCAACGAACCCAUCUCUCCAGGACCCCCAACCGCAACCUUGGUCAAUCAGCAAUCAAGCACUGACCAGGGUCGACAGCGAGCGCACAGUGCUGCCGUCACGGGAAGCAACUCGGCCGAGUUGUCUUCGCAGUGGCCCUUGGAUCGCGUCCUUGCUUGGCUGGCUGCGAAUGGAUUCUCAAACGAUUGGCAGGAGACCUUUAGGUUGUUGAAGUUGCAAGGCUCCGACUUUCUCGACCUUGGCCGGGGACCGAAUGGCCGUGGGAACUUGGGCAUGAUGCAUCAGACCAUUUACCCACAGCUCGCAAAGGUCUGUUCGAGCGGCAAUACUGGUUGGGACCAGGCUCGCGAGCGGGAAGAGGGCAAGAGAUUACGGAAGCUAAUCUCUCGCCUCGUCGAACAGGGAGGUGAGGGUCCAGCCAGCGCAGGCACGGGUCAUCGGAGGCGAGAGUCUGGUAUGAUUCCGAGUGCGUCAACGGAGGGAAAUCUGGAAACUUCGCCUAAUCUUCCCCGAUCUGAAUUUGGUAGCGCGCCUGGAACGGCUGGUCCAGAAGGAAGCCCUGGCAAGCAGAUGCCUCCGCAAUUCCCGACAGGAUUAGGGCCUCGAAAUUCACAGGGUCGAAGUAGUACCAUGCCUGUUCUCAGCAAAUAUAGUAGCGCUUCCUCCACCCCAAGCGACCCACGGCCAGCAGACAAUUUUCCAGGCGCAGGGCGCACAGAUUACACAAGGGGCGUUCUGACCAGCAUGAACAAUCGAGGACGACAUAGCCCCAAUCUUUCGGGCGAUACUUCCACGGGUCUGUUGCCCAAGACGUUUGAUGCCUCUCCCAGUGCCAGCCCGGGUCUUGGAAGUGCAAUCCCUGUUUCGGCUACAAGUACCUCUUCCCAGACACAGCGACCAGAUCAUAGCAAGAGCAACAGCACCGAUUCUAUGCUCAAAGCGUCAAGCCACUCUCGCUCGAAUGUCAACAUGCAAGGUCCCUAUGAGAGGAGCAACACGUCGUCUGGAGGCUCAGAACGCUUUUAUGCAGAUAGGCGUGACGCACAAGAGAUGACCAGACCUUCGCCCCUAGAAUCUCACAGGACUUGGAGCAAUGACUAUGCCCCGGGUCCGGGAGGCAAAGAUCACAGCAAAGGCUUUCUCAGUAAGUUUAUGAGGAAGAGGCAUGAGCACAAUCAGCCCCAGUCAGAUGAACAUCCUUUGGAGUCACCGACAAGCCCUGGUCCAUUGAAGCUAUUUGCAAGACCAAGCGCGAAUGGUAGCGACUCGGCACUAUUCCAACGCCCCGCUUCUGUCACGAGUGAAGAUGAGAAGGCACUGAUAGCCGGUCGUCGAGGACCCAAUGUAUCAAGAAGAUACAUUUUUGUGACGCCAGACGGUUGGAACUACCGGCUUGUGGACGUUACGGAAGUGGAGACGGCCAUCGCCCUUCGCAGUCUCAUCUGUAUCGAGCUUGGGAUACCAGACGCCGAAUAUGCACAGAUUUUUAUCACCGAGCCCGGUCAAACAGAGCACGAAACGGCACUCUCGGACGGUAUGCUUGUCGCCAUACGGAACCGGACAGAUAACCUAGGCAGCUUCAAGCUGUACGUCCAGAGUCCUACACUUUCCGCAGUUCCUGGCUCGGCGACUCAGUCAGCUGGUCUCGGGGUUUCUUUUGGCCAAAAGGGCCAGGUCGAAAGAGCUCCACCCAUGGUCAAAUCAAACUCGUCUGGUGGCAUCAGUCGCAAUGGGUAUACAUCUCCAGUAGCCGAAUCGCUGGUCACUGAUCCUGCUCUCAUGCAAAAGCAGGCUGAAGAAUAUCGACGACAGACGGAGGCUAAACAAAGGGCUUACCUGGAAUCUCGUCGAGCUCAAAAGGAGUCGACUUCCACAUACAGUGGUGGCGGAAUUCGAGGAAGCACGGUCAUAGACUUUGACAGUCCCCGCCUCUCACCGUUCGAAGAGAAGAAGGUCGAAAAUCUUGUGCCAGUCCGACGGCCACCCACAGCACCUGCGGAAUCCACCACGCUGACCAAGGUCAAUUCUCUUCGGGCCAAAGGAUCUGGCAAUCGAUCGUCCCUCGAUGCCUUGAAGCGAAUCUCUGAUCCCAUUGCUGAAGAAGACGCAGAGCGUGCAAAGAAGAAAGCCGCUUUCGCGGCCCUUCCUUCUGGUGGCAUUGGUGCCGCGUUGGCCAAUGUUGGCAAGAUGGCUGGCGCUCCAGCCACUUUGGGCAGCCAAGGGCCGCCACAGGAUAGAAGGGGUGUUGAAUUCAGUCGCAGUAAUUCAGGUGGGUCCUUUCGUCCCGACUUUACACGGGGCAAAGGUGAUAUGCUGUUCAAAGUUCCUAACUAUGAAGAAGGUUUCGCCGAUACCAACCAAGAGAGCCGGGCACGGAAUGCUGCUUUGGAGAGUGCUCGGCGCUUUGGUCCUUCACCGGCGGUCAGUCCCUCAACUGAGGCGGCACCACGGCCGUUCCUGCAAACCCGAAAGUCGUACGGACCCGAUCUUGAAUUCAAGGAGACCAACGUUUCCUUUGCUCCUUCGCCCCAUCCGCUCAAGGAUGAUUCGGACGAUGACUCGGAUGAUGGACUGUUCGCAAUCCCCUUGACGAAUAAGUCCUUGUCUAAGGACGAUAUGCCGUUGCGCAGUAAAGAUCAGAGACCUACAUUGACGGUGGAUACGGACCAAAAUAUCAGCAAGAACGUACGGUUCAAGUCGCCAAGCUCAUCCAGUGGCAUGCAAAACACUGGCGACGAUAGCGCCACGGCCAGUGGUGAGGGCUACGACCGCAGUCUCUCCGACGGCAGUUUCAGCGGAUCUGCCCAGUCACCAGAUGACCGAAUGAAUAGGAGAGAUUCCUUCAUCAGUGACAUCUGGGCGAAUCGACCGGCGGUGGAAAAUGUCGUUCAUCAUCUCGACGAAUUCUUCCCAGGCGUCGAUCUCGAUAAGCCGUACCUAGAAGAGAAAGGCGACAACAACUCACCCAUGAGGACGACGGAUCAGGAUCCUCUUGACGCCCUCCAGGGACCUUCCACCAGUGUGACCUUUGGCACCGCUGGACUGGAUCUUGAGUUCAGCCGUAAGAGCGAAUCGGAUACUCUGGGGUCUGACGAGUCCACUCUCAAGGCAAAGGAUCGUGAUAGGGUGGCGAGUGUUGCACAGAGGCAAGUUGGCAAAGCGACAGGAGGCAUUUCUAGGAUGAAGUCUAUUCGUGAGGUUGCUCAGAAGCGCAACGACAUCAAGCGAGGCCCUUCGGUUGCCGCUCGCGUGGAACAGAAUAAUGCAAGCAGCAUUGUUCGUCGGAAGUCUACGAAGAUGUUUGGUGCGCAUAUCGUGCAGAUCAGACCAAAACCAGGCAGUCGAUUGUCCACGCUUGAUCCUAUUCCCCAAGAAGAAGUUCCCACGGACGAGACGCCCAAGCGGCAGGCAACCUUCAAAAUCAUUCGCGGUCAACUUAUCGGCAAGGGCACCUAUGGACGUGUGUACCUCGGCAUGAAUGCGACAACCGGUGAGUUCCUGGCCGUCAAACAGGUCGAGGUCAAUCAGAAAGCUGCGGGUCAAGACAAAGAUCGCAUCAAAGAAAUGGUUGCCGCUCUGGACCAAGAGAUCGACACUAUGCAGCAUCUUGAGCAUCCUAACAUUGUGCAAUACCUUGCUUGCGAACGGAGUCAGUUCUCUAUCAGUAUCUAUCUCGAGUACAUCCCUGGUGGCUCCAUCGGCAGCUGUCUGCGCAAGCAUGGAAAGUUUGAGGAGUCUGUGGUGCGAUCACUUACGCGACAAACCCUGGAAGGACUGGCAUACCUCCACCAAGAAGGCAUUCUGCACCGUGAUUUGAAAGCUGACAACAUCCUCCUCGACCUUGAUGGCACAUGCAAGAUCUCGGAUUUUGGCAUCUCUAAAAAGUCAGACAACAUCUACGGCAACGACGUUACCAACAGUAUGCAAGGCUCGGUGUUCUGGAUGGCCCCUGAAGUGAUCCGAUCCCACGGUCAGGGUUAUAGUGCCAAAGUCGAUAUCUGGUCGCUUGGUUGUGUGGUUUUGGAAAUGUUUGCAGGAAAGCGACCAUGGAGCCGAGAAGAAGCCAUCGGCGCCAUCUUCAAGCUGGGAAGUCUCAGCCAAGCACCGCCUAUUCCUGAAGACGUACAGUCGACAGCUUCGGUUGACGGGCUGAACUUCAUGUAUGACUGCUUCCAAGUCAACCCGACCGAUCGACCGACAGCCGACACCCUGCUUCGACAUUCUACCUUUUGUAUCCCCGACCCAUACUACAACUUCUACGACACCACAUUGGCUGCGAAGCUGAGAAACGUUGACGGUGCUGGGCUAGGCGGUUGA
Molecule: messenger RNA, 4950 nt
Organism: Fonsecaea pedrosoi CBS 271.37
Lineage: Eukaryota; Fungi; Ascomycota; Eurotiomycetes; Chaetothyriales; Herpotrichiellaceae
Exons: 2
Coding region: 1-4950 (1649 amino acids)
Biological process (GO): protein phosphorylation
Molecular function (GO): protein kinase activity; ATP binding
Source: RefSeq, a predicted model, not a curated record